This is a messenger RNA of Triticum turgidum subsp. durum (durum wheat), 270 nucleotides long. NCBI's taxonomy places the organism in Eukaryota, Viridiplantae, Streptophyta, Magnoliopsida, Poales, Poaceae. The record is from the annotation of a GenBank genome assembly.
AUGAAGCACAUAUUCAAGAUCAUCGCGGUGCUGGCGGCAAUCUCCGCCGUCUGGGUUGCGCUCCUUGAAACCUCGACAGUCCCUCGCAGUUUUACUUGGUUGCUUCCCAUCUACUUGGUAGUGGCGCUUGGAUGCUAUGGCCUUUUUAUGGUUGGAUAUGGGCUCAUGUUCUUCCCAACCUGCCCUCAAGAAGUGGUAUUACUACAGCAGGAUAUCAUGGAGGCAAAGGAUUUCCUAUCAAAAAGAGGUGUUGAUGUGAGCUCUGAUUGA